Fraxinus pennsylvanica is the source of this 435-nucleotide messenger RNA. The record is from the annotation of a GenBank genome assembly. NCBI's taxonomy places the organism in Eukaryota, Viridiplantae, Streptophyta, Magnoliopsida, Lamiales, Oleaceae.
AUGGUUGAGGAGCAAGAUAAAUUGCUUCCAAUAGCCAACGUAGGGCGGAUCAUGAAGCACAUCCUCCCCCGGAAUGCCAAAAUUUCCAAAGAAGCCAAAGAAACAAUGCAAGAAUGUGUAUCAGAAUUUGUAAGUUUUGUAACCUCUGAAGCAUCAGACAAAUGUCGCAAAGAGAAUCGAAAAACACUGAAUGGAGAUGACAUUUGUUGGGCUCUCAGUACAUUAGGGCUUGAUAACUUCUCCGAGGUUAUGUCGAGGUACUUGCACAAGUUUAGGGAGUUUGAAAGACAGAAAGUUGAACAAAACAAAGCCUCAAGUAAUGAAGAGAAAGAUGAAGUAACCAGCAAUGUUUUCGGCCUGAAGCCCAACUCUUCAGCUCUAUUAGAGUUCGGAAUUCUUGAGAAGGGCGGAAGCUCAUCUGCAAAACGGAAGUAA